AUGCAACGAGGACAUUUUCAGGGUUAUUGCGUCAAAGGUGACUGCGAUAGGCUAGGUGCUGAUACGUCAACAAAUCAGCCUUCAGAUUCAGUUGAGAAGACCCCUUCAAACGUCGUUGUGCCCACAGCAUCUGUUCCAGCGCACGAAGACCAACAGCCACCACCCAUUUCUGAACCACCAGCUGACACUCGUCCAGCAGAGAGUCACGAAACUAUUGAUGAUCAGUCACACGGCGAGCAAGCUCCCGCUCAGCCACCACCCCCCGUACCCGAGGAUCCUUCGAUGAGUGGUGCCAUACCGAUGGAUCCGAGCCUGAAUCCGGCCGAUUACCAUUCCACAGCUGAGAAUACCACUCGAUCUGGUGUUGGUAAAUGGUUGAGCAAAAUGAUUUCACUCUUCCGAUACGCACUUCCGGCAGCAAUGGCUGAUAUUGAUGACGCAGGUGUGUGGUGA
Anisakis simplex (herring worm) is the source of this 453-nucleotide messenger RNA. The record is from the annotation of a GenBank genome assembly. NCBI's taxonomy places the organism in Eukaryota, Metazoa, Nematoda, Chromadorea, Rhabditida, Anisakidae.